Molecule: messenger RNA, 2352 nt
Organism: Erpetoichthys calabaricus (reedfish)
Lineage: Eukaryota; Metazoa; Chordata; Cladistia; Polypteriformes; Polypteridae
Product: ectonucleoside triphosphate diphosphohydrolase 8-like
Exons: 11
Coding region: 352-1833 (493 amino acids)
Biological process (GO): nucleoside diphosphate catabolic process
Cellular component (GO): plasma membrane
Molecular function (GO): GDP phosphatase activity; UDP phosphatase activity
Source: RefSeq, a predicted model, not a curated record
GCUGGCACCAGACCAGGGGCUGCACCUCUUAAUACCUGAACAAUGGCCGAGACUAAUCUCGUUCUCAGUUUCCACUGCUGCCAGGGCUCAACUGGACGCUGGAAUACCCGACCGAAGGCCAGGAGCCAAGACCACAGACCACCACAUGCACUCCGCUUGCUACUUCAGAGUGGACUGAACCCGAGCGAGCACCGGCGUCCUGGACAAACCAGGAAAGUCAAACGCUAGAAGUGAAAGGAGAAGACCCCACACGACCCGAACGAGUCAAGUCCAAGGCCCUUUGGCUGUUCAGCACUCGCCGUCUUUAUCUUCUUGAGCCAGGACCACAUCAAGACCAACUGCUGUCUGAAGAUGGGGGGGAAGAAAUGGCUGGUGGGUUCGGCCCUGGUGUCGGCGGUCGUCGCUCUCGUCCUUAUCUUGGUCAACCUGACGUGGGUCAGCCUGCCCGUGGGCUACAAGUAUGGCAUGGUCUUUGACGCCGGGUCCACUCACACCGCCCUCUUCCUGUACAAGUGGCAGGAGGACAAGCAGAACAGCACAGGACUGGUCACUCAGGUUAUGGUCUGCGAUGUGGACGGCCCAGGAAUCUCAAGCUACGCCAACAACCCUCCGGCCGCUGGUCAGUCCCUCAAGGUCUGCCUGGACACCGCAGCGGCCGCCGUCCCUCGAGAGAACCAGCGGGAGGCUCCCGUCUACCUGGGCGCCACUGCUGGCAUGCGGCUGCUUAACAUCACCAGCCCCAGCCAGUCUGACCAGGUGCUGGCCGAGGUGGCCAAGUUCAUCCAGCUCUACCCGUUUGACUUCCGCGGCGCCCGCAUCAUCUCUGGAGACGAGGAGGGGGCCUACGGUUGGGUGACCAUCAACUACCUGCUGCAGUCCUUCAUCAAGUGCACAUUUGAAGGCAAGUGGAAGCUGCCAACUAGUGCCAAGACCCUGGGGGCGAUGGAUCUCGGAGGAGCUUCCACCCAGCUGACCUUCACGCCGGCCGUGCCCAUCAAAGACAAGAACUACGAGUCCAACUUCACCCUCUAUGGGAACAAAUACAACGUCUACACGCACAGCUACCUGUGUUACGGCAAGGAGCAGGCCAUGAAGAAGGUGCAGGCCAACCUGAUCCAGCAGUCCUCAAAUCCCAUUGACCACCCCUGCUACCCCACCGGCUACCAGCUGAACACCACGCUUGGCGCCAUCUUCAACUCUCCCUGUGUCUCGUACUCGGGCAGCGCCAACCUCAACAUGCUGGUCAUCUUCACCGGGACAGGCAAUGCCAGCAAGUGCCAGGAAAUCAUCAGAGGCAUCUUCAACUUCAAGGCCUGCGGCUCGAAUACAGACUGCACCUUUGAUGGCAUCUACCAGCCCCCCAUCAGUGGCAGCUUCUUUGCGUUUUCUGCCUUUUUCUACACGUUUGACAUUUUAAAGUUGACCCCUAAAGCAUCGCUCAGCGUCACUUUGGACACCAUCAGCAAGUUCUGCCAGAAGCCCUGGGCUCAGCUCAAGGCCGAGUACCCCACUGAGAAGGAGGACCGCCUGCGUGACUACUGCGCCUUGGGCUUCUACAUCACCACCCUCCUGGUGGACGGCUACAAGUUCAACAGCACAUCCUGGGACAACAUUCAGUUCCAGAAGACGGCUGACUACACGGACGUCGGCUGGACGCUGGGCUACAUGCUCAACUUGACCAACCUCAUCCCUUCCACGUCCCCCAGCCUUGUCAGAGGUCACGGUCCAGGCGAGUGGACGGCCUCCGUCAUCUUCACCGUCUUUUCCAUAUUCCUCUGCUUGCUGGCCUUUUGUGUCCAGUGUCUGGAAUCCCGACAGAUGAGUUCUGAAUAGAGUGGACACGUGGGACAUGUGUGUGUGACCCCUCCAGUCCGUCUUUGUUGUGUGUGGGCCCAGGCCCCUUUGGAGUGGACGACCACCAUGUAGAUGAGCAGCUCUGAACUCGCAAGGUGGCUCCUCCUGACGGGUCACCACCCACCCGCUGACCUCUGACCUUCCCUGCUGGAGUGCCCGUGUAGCCCAUCACACGCAGGUCUCUUCCCACCACUGACCCUCACCUGUAGUCCCCACUAGUGACCCUCCUGUCCACUAUCAUGCCAACUCACACUGACCUUUGACCCUGUCUUCAGAUCCCCUGGUCUAACCGGCCGUCUUUAGACCCCUCAGUCCUCUUAGUGAGGUAUCAUUGACCCUCCAUGGAGCCCUGGGUCUCCCCCAUCCUGGUCUCACAAGGCCAUUCUGCGUGACCCCUGAACCCUCCUCAAAGCCCCCAGCAUGCCUGACACUUUUUGUUAUUCCUGUAGCUCCCCAACUUUUGGUGUCAUCUCUCCAGCCCCCCCGCCCCCCAUCCCC